GUUAAAAAAGAACUGUUUUUUCCCCUCUAUUGAGACAUCCAUAUAUGUAAUAUUGUUUUGGUGUCUUCUGGGGAUACAUACAUAUAACACCAAAACUUGCUAUGGGGUACUUGUUGAAAGAGGUAUUGAAAACUCUUUGUGGAGUAAACCAGUGGUCUUAUGCUGUUUUCUGGAAGAUAGGUUGCCAAAACACCAAGAUUUUAAUUUGGGAAGAAUCUUAUUAUGAAACUUCAACAUUGUCUAAUAUUCAUGGAACUUCUGGAGUUGAGAAUCCAGAACUAGCUUUCCAAGAUUGGAGUACUGGUUGGGUUUCUGGUGGAGUUCAAAAUUCUCAGCUUCAGAAUCAAGCGGGGGAGAACUUGCAUUUGCUUGUAAACAAAAUGAUGAUGGACAAUCAGUUCAAUCUAGUAGGAGAAGGACUAAUUGGCCGGGCUGCAGUUACUGGGAACCAUCAGUGGAUUCUUUCGGAGGGUUUAAGUAGAAAUGCUCAUCCACCAGAGGUUUUGAAAGAACUUUGCCAACAAUUUUCAGCUGGCAUACAGACAAUUUCAGUUAUUCCUGUUCUUCCUCAUGGCGUUGUUCAAUUUGGUUCAUACUUGCACAUAAUGGAGAAUAUGGGAUUUGUGGAGGAUGUGAAAACACUAAUAAGUCAACUAGGAUGUGUCCCUGGUGUUUUAUUAACUGAUGAGAAUGCAACAAAAGAACCUGCACUAGAAACUUCCAGACCAGUUUACCUUGGGAGUUCAGUCUCAACGGAAUAUUGUGGGAGAGCCAAAGUAAUGAACUCUGCUUCAAUAAUCGACAAGGGUAACUCAAUUCAGACUGAGGGUUUCGUUGGUCAAACUUCUUUUUCUUUGGUUGAUGCAACGUUUCAAGACUCCAAUGUCACUCAAAGUUUUGCUGACUGCCAUGAUAACCACUUCCACAAGAAAAUUUCGCCACAAGUGAAACCAUGCAUGUAUAUGAACAGUCAGCUGACAAAUAAUGUCAUCAAAACUGAGGUAAUUCCUCCAAACACCGACAUAUGGAAGAAGCAACAGGCUUCACAAUACAUUCCAAAGCCACCGUUCUGUCAGGAAUCUUCUGUUGGCUCAUUAACUCUAGAUAGUGACAGCAUAAUGUUAACUGAACAACAGAUCUCUGGUGAAAAUAGUCUUGCAAAAAGCAAUUUAACUCUACCAAAUGUCUUAGGAUCAUCUCAUGGAAGAUCCCAUCAUGGAGUGAUUUACAAGUCAAUUCCACAUCCCAAUUUUUUCGCCGAUGCCAGCAGACCACCACAGAAAAUCAUCUCUUGCACAGAGCAUAUUGGAGAUGGGCUUCAAAUCGGUUCGUCUGAAUUGAUGGCAUCUUCUAAAUAUGAUGUGAACCAUGUGAUCAAUAAUCAUUCUUUGGAUGGACAAGGUGCACAAUAUUUGUUGGAUGGGAGCAAGAGAAUGGUAGAAAAUGAUUUGUUUCAAGCACUUGGCGCUAUAUUAACACAGAAUGAGAAUCCAAGUUCAAGUGAGUGCAUUCAGGAUUUUUAUAGUGAAAAAAUUGAACACGGAGCGCGGAAUCCGUUAUUUGACAGCGCAUAUGGAGAUGUGCAUGUCCAAUGUCAGUCUGGGGAUGACUUGUUUGAUGUUUUGGGUGCUGAUUUUAAGAAAAGUCUUCUAAAUGGCAGCUGGAACAAUGAGCAGUGCAAUGAACCAAACUCAAACACAAAGGAUUGGAUUAAAAAUAGCUCGACUUCUACAAUAAGUCGGGAUGGUUCUUCUACCAUCAACCAGGGAAACUCAGAUAGUUGUAUGUUCUCCAUGACUGGCUUUGACCGUAUUUUAGAUACUAUGGUAUCAAAUCGUUCUGCUAAGCAGAGCCUGGAUGACAAUGUUUCUAGCCGUACGACUAUAACAAAUUUGAGUAGCUCUUCUGCCCCUAAUGCUUCAUGCUCCUAUGAUCAAGUUGGGGUCUCCAGUCAAAUUCAGGGAGAGCAAUUUGUGUCUCCCAAGACACUUCCAAAAUCAGGAGCAAUGAGUUCUUCUUCAUACAGAUCUGAAUGCUCCAAAGAAGACACAGGAAUGUAUUCUCAAAGUAGUUCAAUUUAUGGAUCAACGAUCAGUUCAUGGGUGGAAAGUGGUUAUGACACAAAGCCAUCAAGCAGUGUUUCAACAGGCUAUUCUAAAAAGCCAGAUGAAAUGAGCAAAACAAGUCGCAAAAGGCUUAAACCAGGAGAGAAUCCUAGGCCAAGGCCAAAAGAUCGGCAAAUGAUCCAAGAUCGUGUGAAGGAACUUCGAGAAAUUGUGCCUAAUGGGGCAAAGUGUAGCAUUGAUGCACUGUUCGAACGCACGAUCAAACACAUGCUUUUCUUGCAAAGUGUCACAAAACAUGCAGACAAACUAAAACAAACUGGAGAGUCAAAGAUCAUCAGUAAGGAAGGAGGAUUGCUUUUAAAGGAUAAUCUUGAAGGUGGAGCAACAUGGGCAUAUGAAGUAGGCUCACAGUCUAUGGUCUGCCCUAUUAUAGUUGAGGAUCUAAAUCAACCGCGUCAAAUGCUUGUGGAGAUGCUUUGCGAGGAACGGGGCUUAUUUUUGGAAAUAGCUGACAUUAUAAGAGGAUUGGGCUUGACUAUCCUGAAGGGGGUGAUGGAAACAAGGAACGACAAAAUAUGGGCACAAUUUGCUGUAGAGGCAAACAGAGAUGUCACAAGGAUGGAGAUAUUCAUCUCACUCGUUCGCCUCUUGGAGCAAACAGCAAAAGGUGGAACAGAACCUGUCAAUGCUGCUGAUAACAACACAGCAAUGGUGCAUUCAUUCCACCAAGCAGCGACAUUACCUGCAACUGGUAGAUCAUGUAGUUUGCUGUGAUCAACACGUUACUACUGCUUCACCUGGUAAUGUUAAGAGCAAGCGACAAUUACAUGCUUGCCAUGACUAACAUUUACACCAAAAUGAUACUUCUGGUGGUUCUAACGCUACUCCGUAAUUUUUGUGCCCCAUGAGCCAAGCUGUGUCAGAAAUUCAGAAUCCACUGAAGAGCAUAAGCUCUACUUUAGGCCCUCAUUCAAGGUGGAUAGAAUAUUCCAAUCCAUCCCUGGUUGUAAACUUGUAAAAUAUGUAGCAAUGCUAUAGAAUACCUUCCUGUAGGAUGCUAUGAUUGCACAAGUUAGUUGUUUUGAUUCUUUCCUUAAAUGUGCUUGUUUUAUGGGGUUGGUCAUAAAAGGGUUGUUUGUUAGUUUAAUGUAUAGGAAAGUUUGAGAUGAUAUAAGGGGUGCUGGGAGAUUUUAUUAGCUGAUGUCUUCCUUUAUUGCAAUUUUUGUGUUUUUGGACUUCCAAUUCUGUUUAUGCUACCCAAAUGACUCUUGUAAUUUGUAAAGCUGUCCUUUGCCCUGUA
Solanum tuberosum (potato) is the source of this 3366-nucleotide messenger RNA. RefSeq names its product transcription factor LHW-like. The transcript has 10 exons. Gene Ontology annotation, biological process: regulation of DNA-templated transcription. NCBI's taxonomy places the organism in Eukaryota, Viridiplantae, Streptophyta, Magnoliopsida, Solanales, Solanaceae. Gene Ontology annotation, molecular function: protein dimerization activity; DNA-binding transcription factor activity. The coding region runs from base 102 to 2840 and encodes 912 amino acids. The record is from RefSeq and is a predicted model, not a curated record.